This is a messenger RNA of Pristis pectinata (smalltooth sawfish), 3684 nucleotides long. RefSeq names its product ankyrin repeat and SOCS box containing 16 (gene asb16). NCBI's taxonomy places the organism in Eukaryota, Metazoa, Chordata, Chondrichthyes, Rhinopristiformes, Pristidae. Gene Ontology annotation, molecular function: transcription cis-regulatory region binding; transmembrane transporter binding. Gene Ontology annotation, biological process: negative regulation of delayed rectifier potassium channel activity; positive regulation of transcription by RNA polymerase II; intracellular signal transduction. Gene Ontology annotation, cellular component: membrane; nucleus; synapse. The transcript is spliced from 5 exons. The record is from RefSeq and is a predicted model, not a curated record. The coding region runs from base 1 to 1440 and encodes 479 amino acids.
AUGUUCAGGGAUACGUUUGCUGCUUCCUCGACACUCCGGUCGCUGAGGUUACGAAGAGAGUUGCAGGAUCUGGAGGAGCGAAGAAGAGGUUUGUUCAGGCCAAGGCAAACAACCGCUGUCAGUCAAAGUACAUUCGGAGAAACAAGAACACGGCCCCAGGUCUCCAGUGAUACUUCUGUACACGAUGCUCUGUUGAGUGGAGAUUUGGACAAGAUCAGGAGCAUCUUCCAGAGCAAGGAUUCGGUCAACAUGAUCAUAGAAACGGUCAGUCAUGAAUUGAGCUGGUCGGCAGAACUAGGUAUGAACAUCAUUCCAUCGUCCACACUAACAUUCUCAGGACAGAGUCAAACUAAGGUGGUUCCGUGCCCCACUGCAGAACGUCUCUGGUCACUUACCUCCAAACGGAAACAAACAACAGCACUCUAUAUCACAGCACAGCGAGGGCAUACAGAGUGUGUGAAGCACUUGCUGGGACAUGGCGCUGAUAUUAAUGCUGUGCCUGGAGGAGCAACUGCUUUGCAUGCUGCCUGUGCCAAUGGACACACUGAAUGUGCCAAACUUCUGCUUCGAAUUGGAGCUGAUCCCAAUGCAAUCUCUGAGGAAGGGUAUGCUCCCUUGCAUCUGUGCACCAGCCCCCAGACCAUUUUAUGUGCUAAACUCUUGCUGGAACAUAAUGCCAGAGUUAAUAUGCAGACCCGAGACAGACAGAUCACUCCACUUCAUGUUGCUGCAAAGCAUGGUCUGGACGAACAUGUGGACCUUUACCUGAGCUACUGUGCCUACAGUCACAAGAAGAAUUGUGAAGGAGAAACUGCACUCAAUGCUGCCUGCUCUUAUGUGGAGAAACGCGAGGCUUUUGGUAGAUAUUACAAAGUCUGUAAAAUGCUGAUCAACAGUGGAGCUGAUGUUAAAACUGCUGGGAAGAAAAACCACACCCCACUCCACAAUGCCUGUGGGAAUGCUCAUCCUGGCAUUGUGGAUUUGUUGCUAAUGCACGGUGCUUCUGUGAAUGCUAAGAACUGUGCUGGCUACACACCAAUGGAUUGCAUUUUACUGGCUGUUGAAGACCACCUGGAAUAUCAUCCAGAGCAAAUUGUCACAUCACUACUGAAUCAUGGAGCAGCUCCAAUUGAUCCCAAGAUACUCAAGCAAUGUGCAAUGUCUCCACAGACAAUGGAAGUUGUGUUAAAUACUUAUGAGUGCAUUCCAUUUUGUGACUCUUGGAUAGAUGCAGUUCCCCCGGAAGUGUGGCAGAAACACGAGGCUUUCUAUGAAUCCAUUAUACAAAUGACCAACAAGCCACGUUCUCUUCAGCAUCUUGCACGCUGUGCUUUAAGGAAUUACCUUGGAACCCGAUGCCAUUCAGUCAUACCACAGCUACAACUUCCAAGUAGUUUCAGGGAAUUUUUACUGUUGAAAUGUGAAGGCUUUUUCAAAUGAAAAUUCUGGAAAUGCACAGAUUUUUGAUUAAAAUCAGAAUCCUUGCAUCAUUGCAUUUUAUUAUGUGGUUGAGCCAAAUAGAUUAGCAGUAGAAACCAAAAUGCUUUGAGGUGAUUUAUCUCUGAAGAGUUCUUGAAGUUUCAGAAUCUAUCAAAUUAUUUAAGCCUGUUGUAUAAUUGAAGAAACUUGAGUUGUUAAUCAUGAAAGAAAUGAAAAUAACUCUGCAUUUGUUCUGUUUAGAGCCCCCAAAACGUGCACUCUUCCUCCUUGAUAUGCCAUGGAAUAAUGUCUGCUGCUUCCGAAUGAUUGGAGUUUGGAGGCCUAUUUUAAAAAUACUCAUUGUGCCAAAUUUAUCCUCCCCUAAAGGCAUUGACUCUCUCCUUUGCUGGGUUUGUGAUUUAUAGAUGCAAGCUAUCUUCUAUAACCUCACUUCUGCGGCAGGUGAAGCACCUCUGUGGCAACUCAAUGGCGCAGCUGUUAAGAGUCAUGACCUUGCAGAGCCAGAGAUGCGGGUUCAAUCCUGACUUCCAGUGCUGUCGGAUGGAGCUUAUACGUUCUCCAUGUGACUGUGUGGGCUUACCCAGGUGCUCUGGUUUCCUCCCACGUCCUGAAGUCAUUGCAGCUUGGUAAGUUAAUUAACCAAUGGAAAUUGCCCCUGGCAUAGGGAAGUGGUAGAAUUUGGAGCAGGUGGGAGUUGAUAGGAAUGUGGGGAGAAUAAAAUGGGCUGGAGUAGGAUUGGUGUAAGUGGGCGCUGAAUGGUCAGCGUGGACUCGGUUCACUGAAAGACCUGUUUCCAUGCUGUAUUUCUCUAUGACUCUGUGUCGUAUGUUCAAGCGCGAACAUUGAUAAUGAGAAAACAUGACAACAAGUUAACCUGUUCUCCUUCCCCCAGCUUGCACACAGACGCACACACAGAGCUAAUACUCCUGCUAUCUUAGCUGAGAUCAACUAGUUGAGCAUUACCAGAAAUCAAAGCAAGCAUUAUUAGACAUUUUCAAUUAAUCUCUUGGUAUAGUGGCGUCAGAUGGGUCUAAUAUUGUUUAACUUGUGAUGACGUAAGAGAACAAGUGGUCUGGCUUAUUAUAUUUAAUGUUAUAUUAUCUACCACAAAUAAAGUCAUAGAGUUUUUCAGCACAAAAACAGGCCCUUUGGCCCAACUCAUCCAUCCUGACCAAGUUGCCUACCUGAACUAAUCCCAUUUGCCUGCAUUUGGCCUAUAUCCCUCUAAACCUUUCUUAUCCAUGUAGCUGUCUAAAUGUAUUUUAAGUGUUGUAAUUGUACCCAUCUCUACCAUUUACACUGACAGCUUGUUUCAUAUACCCACUACCUAUGAAUCUUUUUUUUUGCACCCUUUCCAGCAUAAUGACAUCCUUCCUAUAACUAGGCAACCAGAACUGCACACAAUAUUCCAGGUGCAGUCUCACCAACGUCUUGCACAGCUAUAACAUGAUGUCCCAACUCUUAUAUUCAAAAUGAAGGCAAGUGUGCCAAAUGCUGCCUUCACCCUGUUAACCUGUAUCACCACUUUCAGAGAACUAUGGACUUGUACCCCUAAGUCUCUCUGUUCUACGGCACUCUCCAGGGUUUUGUAAUUUACUGUCUAAGUCCUGCCCUGGUUUACCUUCCCAAUGCAAAUAGGAUUAAGGGAAAUUCUUACAACAGUCUUUUGAAUAUUCUGUUACUGGUAUGGAAAGCAUUGAAUAAGCUGAUUGUAUUGCAAAGUCCAGAAGGUUUUAAAAAAAAGAUGCCCAUUAACCCUUUGGGUUAGAUCUAGCUGCCCUGGGCCUCCCAUUUGUAAUCGUUGCCUGCAGUCCCCCUCAUGCCUCUUUUACUUGGUCCAGUUGCAGAGUUCCUAAUUUCCUGGUCUGAGGUAUCUCCGAUGGCCAAGAUGUUGCAGAACCUCAGUGAGGAAGCACAGAUUCCAAAACAGCCUUGAUCACCUUUACAGUAGCAAAGCCCUGACUCAGCUUUGCAAGUUUAAUAUUAAAAUUGGGGUCAAUAAUUAAAAUGUAAAAACAUGUAAAAUUAUUUUAAAAUUCUUUAAACACAUAAGUAAUUCAAAACAUUAAACUUAAAGGAAAAUCAUUUUAAAAGUUAACUUACCUUUUUCUUUGCCUCUGAAUGCACAGACAUGCAAUUUCCAUUUAAAAAAAACAAGGCAACCUAACCAGACUCUGAGUCUGGGAGGCAAUUCUACUUAAAUGAGUAAAUGCCAAUGAUUCAGUUUAGCAUAAGCCAACGAGA